GUUCUUCAAUGUAGAUAUUGUCUCCUUGAUUGUGUACACAUGGUCAACAAAAUCCUAUUUUUAAAAGCCUAUUUUCCUCAUUCCUGAAACCUCCUAACCUGGUUGACUUGUUGGAGUGCAUUUCAUGCAUUCUUAGUAACAAGCUGAAGGAAACGCCUAGUUCAGUCACAGCUAGAGGGGUAGAAAGCAGCUAGGGAGUUCAUGCACACUCCCUGCAUUCUCCUGCAAAGCACACACGUCCAUGCUGGGAAAGGAUCACAGACGCCACUGCAUACCACAGCAUGACUGUUCAGAGUGUGGAUAGUCUCCCAGUGUGGCUCAAUUGAAGGCAGUAAAAUAAGGUAAGAGAAUCCUGUUGUGGUAUCAAUACUUUUACAUUGGAAAAGGGUGAGACUUUUUCACUGAGCUGUUUGUAUGCUGCUUGGAAAAACAGUGAGAAAAUUUUUUUUUUCCAGGCAGUUCUGGAUCUCUGGGCAGCAGGGAACAGAGGACAAUUGCUCCAUGAGACACUCUGUUUGAGAACUAGCCCAGAGCCUUGUCAUCUGCAGCAACUCUGACCAUUUGGAUUCCCAGGGACUUGCUAGCUACACACCUUGGCUCUCAAAGAGCAAAUGAACUUUAUACGACCAGAAGGCACUGCUAGUUACUGAAGAUGGAAGCAGAAAGGAAAAACUCUCCAACACUGAGUAAAAGCAAACAGCCUGUGAAAACAGAAUGGGGGUCUCAGAGUGUUGUAUUUACUUACUUUCAAGGGGACCUUAACAGUGUGAUAGAUGAACACUUUUCUAGAGCGUUAAGCAAUGCCAAGAACCCACAAGAUCUGAGCACAAAGCACAAGAGUGAGGAUGUUACCCUGAAGAAUGAUAGCCACAUGUCUCCCCAUCAGUGGAAUUUCUCUUCUCAUUGGACCAAGUCAUAUCAAUCAUCUCCUGCUACAAACACAUCAAAUUCUGAUCUGAAUUUGUCGGCUGCUGCUACAGACCACCAUCAGGCAUCAGUUUUGCGGAAUCCUCCUAUUCAGCCUGCAGAUUUGUGGCACUUCCCUUCGAUAGCUAAUCCAAGUCUUACUGAUUCAGGAUAUCCUCGCUCCUUGCCUGACCCUCAGAUGGUGCAGGGACCAAUGUCUGAUGGGAAAUAUGGUUCUCUUCUUGAUUUUCUGCAACAGGAAAGGUGCCCAGCAUCUAGCCAGGAAUCUAUUGUGAAGCAAACCGCUAGCUCAGCCUGUAUUACUGGAUCAGCUAGGUUACAAAAUAUGAGUCAAAGUUUAACUCCUGGGGGAGAAAGGAAAGCCAGCUCCUAUCAAAACCCAGGAAACCCCAGCAUCACUCUUGCCAGUUCAGGUAUCCAGUCUCAGGAUAGAAGACGAGACUUAUACUUUUAG
Molecule: messenger RNA, 1381 nt
Organism: Emys orbicularis (European pond turtle)
Lineage: Eukaryota; Metazoa; Chordata; Testudines; Emydidae
Gene: VGLL1
Product: vestigial like family member 1
Exons: 5
Coding region: 653-1381 (242 amino acids)
Biological process (GO): regulation of transcription by RNA polymerase II
Cellular component (GO): nucleus
Source: RefSeq, a predicted model, not a curated record